Molecule: messenger RNA, 2359 nt
Organism: Scatophagus argus
Lineage: Eukaryota; Metazoa; Chordata; Actinopteri; Scatophagidae
Gene: slc24a1
Product: solute carrier family 24 member 1
Exons: 8
Coding region: 61-2139 (692 amino acids)
Biological process (GO): long-term synaptic depression; calcium ion transmembrane transport; long-term synaptic potentiation
Cellular component (GO): membrane
Molecular function (GO): calcium, potassium:sodium antiporter activity; calcium channel activity
Source: RefSeq, a predicted model, not a curated record
CAAAGUCCAUUUAUGCAGCUUAAUUCUCCAUAGCCAAUAGCAUCACUGCUUUGGAGGAAAAUGUAUUACACAAGAAGGAAGCGACUGCAGCUGAGCCGGGUCCUGUUUCUCCUCUCUGGCGUUUUUCUCUGCACCCUCUACCAUCUGACCAUCAGUGCCAGACUGUAUGAGCCUUUACCAAUGCCUCAGAUUGGAGAGGACUUUGGAGAAGGUUCAACAGAGGGGGUUGAGGAGACUACAGUAGAGACUCAGGGGCUGGAGGAGCCUCUCACUGUAACACAUGAAUUAGAGCCCACAGACCAAACAACACCAGAGAUGCACGUGGUACAUCGUACGGAUGCAACUUCAGAUUCUACGGCAUCCACCUCCACUGAAUCGCCACCAUUGCCAACUACGAACCGGACCAUUGUGCACUGCAUCUACGUGGCCCCUGAGCCUCCACAGGAGACCCCCACGCCAGCUCCGGCGCCUCCUGUAACCACCAUCACUCCGGCUUCUCCUGGUGAAGCACCACAUGUUAAGGGUGAAUACCCUGAGGAUUUCUUCUCUGUUGAAGACCGCAGACGAGGCUGGGUGAUCCUCCACGUUAUUGGGAUGAUGUACAUGUUCAUUUCACUUGCAAUUGUGUGCGAUGAGUUCUUUGUUCCUGCGUUGGGUGUGAUCACAGACAAGUUGGCCAUCUCUGAUGAUGUGGCAGGAGCCACUUUCAUGGCUGCUGGAGGUUCUGCUCCUGAGCUUUUCACCUCGCUGAUUGGAGUCUUCAUCGCCCACAGCAAUGUGGGCAUUGGCACAAUCGUUGGUUCAGCAGUUUUCAACAUCUUGUUUGUGAUUGGAAUGUGUGCUUUGUUUUCACGGGAGGUACUUCAUCUAACCUGGUGGCCACUUUUCAGAGAUGUAUCUUUCUACAUACUUGACCUCAUAUUACUCAUCAUCUUCUUCUUGGAUAAUGUUAUAAUGUGGUGGGAGAGCUUGAUGCUGGUUACCAGUUACACUCUUUACGUGGUUUUCAUGAAGUUCAAUGUGCAAAUAGAGCAGGCCUUCAAGUCCCAACUCCACAAACAUAAGAACAUUGUCAAAGUCAUUGCUGUGGAAGAACCUGAAAAGACAAGUGGAGACGAUGAAGAUAAAGCCAGUCCUGCUCCAGAGGACAAGAAUCGCUUAAAGCUGAAACCAUCCCUUCAGCGAGGGGGAAGUUCAGCUUCUUUACACAACAGCACAAUGAGAAACACCAUCUUCCAACUCAUGAUCCACACCUUAGACCCUCUCGGAGAGGAUGGUGGGGGAAAAGCUGAGCAGACCAAACAGCCAGAGGUUGCCCCAUCGACAGAAACAGAGAAGAAGGAGCAGCCAGAGGACAAGAAGGAGGAUGUGCCUGCAGGAGAAGAUGGCUCAGGAGCAUCUGAAGGCUCUGGAGAUGAUGAAGAUGACAGUGGCGAAGAGAGUGAUGAGUCCAGUGAAGACGAAGAUGAUGAUGAGGAUGAAGAUGAGGAGGAAGAAGAAGAACAGGAGGAGAAAGAAGAUGAACCUCUGUCUUUAGAGUGGCCAGACACACGACGUAAACAAGCCACCUACCUCUUCCUGCUCCCCAUCAUCUUCCCUCUGUGGCUCACAGUUCCAGAUGUCCGUAACCAGAAAUCCAGAAAAUUCUUUGUGGUCACCUUCCUGGGCUCUAUUUUGUGGAUUGGUGUCUUCUCCUACCUCAUGGUGUGGUGGGCCCAUCAGGUGGGUGAGACUGUUGGCAUCUCAGAGGAGAUUAUGGGCCUUACUAUCCUGGCUGCGGGGACGUCCAUUCCUGACCUCAUUACCAGUGUGAUUGUGGCCCGUAAAGGCCUGGGAGACAUGGCUGUGUCCAGCUCUGUGGGCAGUAACAUCUUCGACAUCACUGUGGGCCUUCCAGUCCCGUGGCUCUUGUACUCCAGCAUCCACAGUUUGGCUCCAGUGGCCGUCAGCAGCAACGGACUCUUCUGUGCCAUUGUGCUGCUCUUCAUCAUGCUCCUCUUUGUCAUCAUCUCCAUUGCAUCCUGUAAGUGGAAGAUGAAUAAGGCACUGGGUUUCACCAUGUUCCUGCUCUACUUUAUCUUCUUGGUGCUUAGUGUGAUGCUGGAAGAUCGCAUCCUUAUCUGCCCCAUUUCCAUCUGAACUUGUCUAUAGCAGGCGUUCUCUUCACUUGUGACCUGAAGCAGAACUUACAUGCCCGUGCAGAUCUCGUGAGGAUGGAUCUGAAUAUCUGUAGAAACUGUGCAGAAAGCUACUGUAGUUGCUCUGCAUUGCUGCCAUCGACAAGUGCCAGCUAUGUCAGCAGCAAAACACACACUACAACAUUUUCUAGAACUUAUUUCAUACUCACUUUUAGUAACAA